AUGACGGACGAUUGUUCGAUGGAGCCUCUGGAGCACCUCAGUGCCGCAGCGUAUCUCAAUCUUGCCCUGUACGACACCGAUCACAGGGAUGGAGAUUGGGCUGAUGCCCUGAUGCCCACCACUCUAUACCUCGACAUCAUGCACAUGAUCAAGAACGCGUACUUUUGUGUUGCCAAGGCGCAGGUCGACAUCCCCGAUUCCGAGUUCUUCCUCAUUCUCCUCAGUACGGAUCGCCUUACGCACCAUGGUAGGCAACGACGCCAACCUGGAUUUACUGCAGCUUCACUGCGAGUCUGCGCCUCACCGGCACUACAACGAUCGCAAACAUUCUCACGAAAUAUCCCGAAUGGGAUAAAGGACCACGAUGCCUCCGCCAGGCUUCCAUUCAUAUCAAAAGACUCUUCAACAAAUCCCACCAGUGCGGAUCACAUAAACCCUUGUUUAUGGCGCGGUUGUCUCUUUGUCGCACUCGUGAACCUUGUUACUUCCUGGAAACGCGGACAUCAGAUGGUCGAGGAACGGUCUCAUUCAUUGCACCAGCAUUGUGUUCCGCUGUUCAAGAUUCCCCUCGCAGACGAUGAUUGUGAAGACGACGAUGGAGCUGAAUUCUGCGCGUCUUCUGCCACCAAUCUGACACCCCCGGAGGAUAGUGCUCUAGGUGGGCUGCGAGAUCUGGAGGACGCAGAGAUAGACGCAGAGUGGAACAAUGCCCCACUGGCACGGGCUUUCUCAAAGGUGAUCGAGAUCGACGGAAAGCCUGUGAAUAAAGCUCGUGCAUUGGCUCAACGAUUCUUGUACCAGAAGACAACGAGCUCAGCAGAUCGACUCCGGCGAGUUGCCCAGACGGGACGGUAUGAACCGUCCUCAGCGCUCGCGAAUGAGGAAGAGCAACCCGACGAGCCUUUUCUGUCCAUAUUCGAUCCCGUUGCGUCACUACUGGUCUGGGAGCAGAAAGUGUCCCUCUGCAUCGGUGCAGUCAAUGGUUUAACGGUAGACACCCAGUCCUGGGAACGAGUCGCGAUACACCUACUUCCCGAAAUGACCGCUCGAGACUCGUUUCAGGUCCUCCAUCUCCUACCCACAUCCACAAGAGAUCAUACCGAGAGGAACGACUGGCGCUCUGCUCGACAACUACCAGCCUACAGAUUUGUAGGAGUCCCUGGGCUCCUAAUUUAUCCCAUGAACCCAUUCAUAUCGGUGUCUGACACGGGCUCUCCGCGUCUUCUAUUGGAUAGCAAUUCACUUCGCACGCUCACCUCCACCCUUCGAGACCGACUCGCCCGUGCUCAUGUCCGACUGAUACCAAAAGCAAAGGCGAGUUUGGAGUUCCCGUACAGAGAGGCAUCAGGAACGGCGUGUUUCCUCGCUGAGGAGAGUACAGGCGUGCAGGACUUGAUUCCCCACACUUGUUCACGGUGCUCAUACGUGUUCGACAUGGCACUGCCCCAAGAAAUCAUCGGAAAUGUCUCCAGCCAUCUACUUCAGGAUGAUAUGCUCGAUCAGUCACUCGAGCCGUGUCGCCUCUGCCUUCGUCCAGCAGUUAUAUGCCGGUAUCACCUUCGGAAGACGAAGGGGCGGAAGGGAAACUUUGCGGUCAUCGAGAAGGGAAACACAUGUCCGAACUACGUUAUGUUCCCACAUGCUGUGGCAUCGACGUCAAAGCUUUCCUCUCCAUGCUCGAAUGUCCCUCUCAUAUGCGAAAUAUGCGGAGAAGGAAGCCCCGCGGUGUGGCGCUACAACCUACGAGCACACUUCAAGAAGAAUCAUCCCGCCAGCCUCGAAGUCCCCCAGUUUGUGGCACUAUGGACACUCACAGAGUUCGAGGAGAUGCAGCUCAAGGAUGUAUGGGACGAACGUGACGCGAAGAAGACAGUGAAGAAGGGAAAGAAAUCGGCCGCACCUCCCCUGCUGAUUUCUGAGGCGCACAGUGCACGCGCUACUUUACAGUAA
This is a messenger RNA of Stereum hirsutum FP-91666 SS1, 1950 nucleotides long. RefSeq lists its product as uncharacterized. The coding region runs from base 1 to 1950 and encodes 649 amino acids. The record is from RefSeq and is a predicted model, not a curated record. NCBI's taxonomy places the organism in Eukaryota, Fungi, Basidiomycota, Agaricomycetes, Russulales, Stereaceae. The transcript is spliced from 4 exons.